Messenger RNA from Penicillium argentinense, 3651 nucleotides. Its product is annotated as class I myosin myoA. Gene Ontology annotation, cellular component: actin cytoskeleton; vesicle; cell tip. NCBI's taxonomy places the organism in Eukaryota, Fungi, Ascomycota, Eurotiomycetes, Eurotiales, Aspergillaceae. The record is from RefSeq and is a predicted model, not a curated record. Gene Ontology annotation, molecular function: microfilament motor activity; ATP binding; actin filament binding. The coding region runs from base 1 to 3651 and encodes 1216 amino acids. The transcript has 2 exons. Gene Ontology annotation, biological process: endocytosis; vesicle transport along actin filament; actin filament organization.
AUGCAAGGCUGUGCGCACGGCAGGAUUUGGGCUAACAUGUCAUACCAGACCUAUAUCGGACAUGUGUUGGUGUCCGUCAAUCCAUUCCAAGACCGUAAGUCGACACCGAACGAUGUUUGUAGUGCGAUAAGAUGGCUGACCCCAUAUGCGACGUCUCUAGUUGGCAUCUAUACCGACAAGGUGCUCGAUUCUUACCGCGGCAAGAACCGUCUCGAAGUCCCUCCCCACGUAUUCGGAGUCGCCGAGUCGGCAUAUUACAACAUGAAAUCCUACAAGGACAACCAGUGUGUCAUUAUCUCUGGCGAGUCCGGUGCCGGUAAGACGGAGGCUGCGAAGCGCAUUAUGCAAUAUAUUGCCAGUGUCUCCGGUGGCACCGAUUCAUCCAUCCAGCAGACCAAGGACAUGGUACUAGCCACAAACCCUCUCCUGGAAUCCUUUGGUAAUGCGAAAACACUGCGCAACAACAACUCUUCGCGAUUCGGAAAAUACCUCGAGCUCGAGUUCAACGCCAACGGCGAACCCGUCGGUGCCAACAUUACAAACUACCUGUUGGAGAAGUCGCGAGUCGUGGGUCAGAUUACGAAUGAGCGAAACUUCCAUAUCUUCUAUCAGUUCACCAAGGGCGCCCCGCAAAAGUAUCGGGAUAGCUUCGGUGUUCAACAGCCGCAGUCCUACCUCUACACCAGCCGCUCGAAGUGUUACGAUGUGCCCGGAGUCGAUGACGUGGCGGACUUCAAGGAGACAUUGGAUGCGAUGAGCGUGAUUGGUAUGUCUGAGCCGGAGCAGGAUAACGUCUUCCGCAUGUUGGCGGCCAUUCUCUGGAUUGGCAACAUUCAGUUUGCAGAGGACGACUCAGGCAAUGCGGCGAUCACAGAUCAGUCGACUGUCGACUUUGUUGCGUACCUGCUGGAAGUCGAUGCGGCUCAGGUGAACAAGGCGUUGACGAUCCGUCUGAUGGAGACUGCCCGCGGAGGCCGCAGAGGCUCCGUUUACGAGGUGCCGCUAAACAAGGUCCAAGCCUCGGCGGUGCGGGAUGCCCUUUCCAAGGCCAUCUACUUCAACCUCUUCGACUGGAUCGUAGAGCGUGUGAACCAGUCCCUGACUGCCCGGAGUGCGAUCAGUAACUCGAUCGGUAUUCUGGACAUUUAUGGAUUCGAGAUUUUUGAAAAGAACUCGUUCGAGCAGCUGUGCAUCAACUACGUGAAUGAGAAGCUACAGCAGAUCUUCAUUCAGUUGACUCUGAAGGCAGAACAGGACGAAUAUGCCCGCGAGCAGAUCAAAUGGACCCCGAUCAAGUAUUUCGACAACAAGGUUGUGUGCUCCUUGAUCGAAGACAAGCGACCUCCUGGUGUGUUUGCUGCCCUGAACGAUGCUUGCGCGACCGCGCACGCCGACUCCGGUGCCGCUGACAACACCUUCGUUGGACGUUUGAACUUCCUCGCCCAGAACCCCAACUUCGAGGGCCGCCAAGGCCAGUUUAUCGUCAAGCACUACGCUGGUGACGUGAGCUACGCGGUCGAGGGUAUGACCGAUAAAAACAAGGAUCAACUGUUGAAGGACUUGCUGAACCUGGCUGGGUCCAGCAGCAACCAGUUUGUCCACACACUCUUCCCCAACCAGGUCAACCAGGAUGACAAGCGUCGCCCGCCUACGGCCAGUGAUAAGAUUAAGGCCUCUGCAAACGACCUUGUCGCCACGCUGAUGAAGGCCCAACCUUCAUACAUCCGUACCAUCAAGCCUAACGACAACAAGGCUCCUAAGGAGUACAAUGUUGGCAACGUGCUUCACCAGAUCAAGUAUCUUGGUCUGCAGGAGAAUGUGCGUAUCCGCCGUGCUGGUUUCGCAUACCGUCAGACGUUCGAUAAGUUCGUGGAACGAUUCUAUCUUCUGUCACCGCAGACAUCGUAUGCUGGUGACUACACUUGGACUGGGGACGUAGAGUCCGGUGCGAAGCAAAUCCUGAAAGAUACUCGAAUUCCGGCAGAGGAAUACCAAAUGGGUAUCAGCAAGGUCUUCGUCAAGACUCCUGAAACCCUCUUCGCCCUCGAGGCUAUGCGUGACCGCUACUGGCACAACAUGGCUAUCCGUAUCCAGCGUGCCUGGCGCAACUACCUCCGGUAUCGCAUUGAAUGUGCCAUCCGUAUCCAGCGAUUCUGGCGCCGUAUGACUGGAGGUCUUGAGUUGAUCAAGGUGCGUGACCAGGGACACCAGGUCCUGCAAGGUCGUAAGGAACGCCGGAGAAUGAGUUUGCUAGGCUCUCGUCGCUUCCUCGGUGACUACCUCGGCGUUGGUAACAAGGGCGGUCCUGGUGAGAUGAUCCGCAAUGGCGCGAACAUCAGCAACUCCGAGGACGUUCUCUUUUCGUGCCGUGCCGAGGUAUUGGUGUCCAAAUUUGGUCGUUCCAGCAAGCCUGCUCCUCGCAUCUUAGUUCUGACCAGCCGCCAUGUGUACAUUGUGGCCCAGAACAUUGCCAAUAACCAACUUGUGAUUGCAUCCGAACGCACCGUUCCGAUCGGGGCCAUCAAGACUGUCAGCACUUCCAACCUGAAGGACGACUGGUUCUCACUCGUCAUUGGUGCUCAAGAGCCCGAUCCCCUUCUCAACUGUGUCUUCAAGACCGAAUUCUUCACCCACCUCUCCAAUGCUCUUCGUGGCUCUCUGAACGUGAAGAUCGGAGAAAGCAUUGAGUACAACAAGAAGCCUGGCAAGCUGGCUACCGUCAAGGCAGUCAAGGACCCGCAGGCUGGAGCCGUCGACAGCUACAAGAGUAGCACGAUCCAUACCAGUGCCGGUGAGCCUCCCAGCUCUGUGUCCAAGCCUACCCCACGACCGAAGCCGGUCACUGCUAGACCGGUCACCAAGGGCAAGCUGCUGCGUCCUGGUGGUCCUGGUGGUGGCGCUGGCAAGCUUUCGAGCGCUGCCCGCAAAGCUCCACCCCCUGCCCAGCCCCUGCCAGUCUCUCAUCAAACCACCGCUGUGUCGCAACCAGCUGCUCAGUCUCGCGUGGUUCCUGUUCCUCAACCUGCUGCGGUUGCUGCUGCGGCUGCCUCCCAUACCCGCACCGAUUCUACAGGCUCCGUGAAAGCCCCUCCACCCCCUCCUCCUUCUGCACCUCCUGCCUCGAAGAAGCCUACUGCCAAGGUCUUGUAUGACUUUAGCAGUGAUCGGUCGAACGAGCUGUCCAUUCGCGCUGGAGAGAUCGUGCAGAUCGUCUCUAAGGAAGGAAAUGGAUGGUGGCUGUGUAUGAAUACGACGACUUCCGUUCAGGGCUGGACUCCUGAAGCCUAUCUGGAGGAGCAAGCGGCUCCCACCCCAAAGCCCGCUCCUCCUCCUCCUCCUCCUCCUGCGGCCCCGCGAGCCACUCCCAGCCCUGUCCCGAAUGGCGUCGGAGCCGCAGCCGCCGCAAAGACCAAGCCAGCACCCCCGGCACCCCCGGCCAAGCGGCCGAACAUGGCUGGUCGCAAGCCCGCGCCACCUCCUGCUCCUCGCGAUAGUGCCGUCAGCAUGAACUCGGGCGACUCAUCCGGUGCGAGCGGUCGCGGCACGCCGAACAGCGCUUCGAACGCAAGUCUUGCAGGCGGUCUUGCCGAGGCUUUGAGGGCACGCCAGAGUGCGAUGCAAGGAAAGCACGACGAUGAUGAUGAGUGGUAG